AUGUUGCGCCCUUUAUUACUGCUAGGUCUUCUCACAUUUUGCCGAACAGAUCACGGUUAUUUGCCUCGACCUGUCGACUGGGUAUACAGGGGCAAUGAGAUCGAUGCCGGACUAGAUGAGGAAAAGGAGAAAGCGAUCGCUAGGCGCCCGGGGAUAUUUUACUCUGGUCUUCUUGAUCCGGUAUCAUCGUAUACUAUCGAAAGCCGAAGACUCCUCGAAAAAAGAAGCGGCCCAAAUUUUGUUGUAAGAGGGAUUGAUGCGGAUGAUUUCAGUAAAUGGCAAGUCAGCAACAUUAUUAAUCCCGUUCGACCUGGCAAA
Messenger RNA from Mesorhabditis spiculigera, 318 nucleotides. The record is from the annotation of a GenBank genome assembly. Lineage: Eukaryota; Metazoa; Nematoda; Chromadorea; Rhabditida; Rhabditidae.